GAAGAGACCAUCAAUAGAAGCCAACCAAGUUGAACUGCUAACAACAUCGACACCACCACCACAACAAAGAGAACCCAAUCUCUCGCUCACUUUCUCGCGUAAGAUGGCCGUCGCCUCGACAUCCCUGGCAUCCCAACUAUCGGCUCAGUUCUCCGGCCUCCGCCGAUCCUGCCCCAAGCUCGACCACUCUCACUCUCACUCCUUAUUUCAACAAGUCCACUCCCAUAUCCGCCUCUCUUCCUCUCGUAAAGGCUCCCGCGGUGUUGUCUCCAUGGCCGGCACUGGAAAGUUCUUCGUUGGUGGAAACUGGAAGUGUAAUGGGACAAAAGAGUCUAUCACUAAGCUUGUCUCUGACUUGAACGGUGCAAAAUUGGAGGCUGAUGUUGAUGUUGUUGUAGCACCUCCCUUUAUUUACAUUGAUCAGGUAAAAAACACGUUAACGGCUCGGAUCGAGAUAUCUGGUCAGAACUCUUGGGUUGGAAAAGGAGGAGCGUUCACCGGAGAAAUCAGUGUGGAACAAUUGAAUGAUAUUGGUUGCAAGUGGGUUAUUCUUGGACAUUCAGAGAGGAGACAUAUCAUUGGUGAAGAUGACCAGUUUAUAGGAAAGAAAGCUGCCUAUGCUUUGAGCCAGGGCCUGGGAGUAAUUGCUUGUGUUGGGGAAAAGUUAGAAGAAAGGGAGUCAGGGAAAACUUUUGAUGUCUGUUUUCAGCAACUGAAGGCUUUUGCUGAUGCAGUGCCUAGUUGGGAAAAUGUGGUUAUUGCUUAUGAGCCUGUAUGGGCCAUUGGGACUGGUAAAGUUGCUACACCCAUCCAAGCACAGGAAGUACAUGUAGCUCUUCGUGAUUGGCUUAGGAAGAAUGUCUCAGCAGAAGUUGCAUCUAAAACACGAAUUAUUUAUGGAGGGUCUGUAAACGGAGGCAAUUCUGCUGAGCUCGCCAAGCAAGAAGAUAUUGAUGGUUUUCUCGUUGGCGGUGCUUCCUUGAAGGGCCCUGAAUUUGCUACCAUCGUCAAUUCUGUGACAUCCAAGAAAGUUGCCGCUUGAUUAUGAUGGUUUUGGCAACGAGAGCAAAAAUUGGUGAGGAGAAGCUGUUUCAGUUUGAAGUAUAGUCUAAUAAAACUAUGUGCCGGUUUUCUUGGAUGGGUUUUUGAUCAAUUUCAAUUUAUUAAGGUAGAAAAUAUUUUCGUUUGUUUUCCGUGGGCUACCUCUCUUCUGGGGAUAACUAGAGGUAUACAAGUCAUGUUUUGGUGGCAUAAGUUAUUAAUGACUGGCAUCUGUAUCAAGAAUUUGAAGUUUUUUUCCUACAAGUUUGAUUUGCAUGACGUGAACUUUAUAUGGAAAAUACUACCGUGGACAAAGGUCUUCUCUCGAA
Molecule: messenger RNA, 1370 nt
Organism: Carya illinoinensis
Lineage: Eukaryota; Viridiplantae; Streptophyta; Magnoliopsida; Fagales; Juglandaceae
Product: triosephosphate isomerase, chloroplastic
Exons: 9
Coding region: 104-1042 (312 amino acids)
Biological process (GO): gluconeogenesis; glyceraldehyde-3-phosphate biosynthetic process; glycolytic process
Cellular component (GO): cytosol
Molecular function (GO): triose-phosphate isomerase activity
Source: RefSeq, a predicted model, not a curated record